AUGGAGAAAAUAACUAGAACUUACAUCAAAUGUUCAGAUGGCUACGAUCGGAGCAGGCAACAAUGGGUAGAUGCUGGAUGUGACAAGCAGGCCAGCUAUGUGAGAUGCAGAACAUUGAACGUGCCUUUGCUAGAAGUGCCUUCCACGUCACCAGCCACCCGUCGAGCCAGGCCCACUCGGCCGUCGCUCGUGUUCCGACGGUUCCCGACCACGCCCGACACGAGCCGAAGAGUCACGAACCUUCGCGACGACGACGACAAAUCCAAUAUCAACUUCCCGGAAACUACGUCAAAUUCCAGGCAGCGAAUCAACGUCUGGCAGGUCACGAACGACGACCCCGGCGCGGGAACCAAUCAUCACGUCCCUGACACGUUAGAUAACAGGGGUCAGGGCAGGACUUCUUCUUAUGGCAUCCCUCAGACAUUGGAGAUUGAGGUUGUGAUAUGCAUACUGGUGGCGGUUGUGAUUGUCGUGGUGGCCAUAGCUUGGAUUAUUCACUCGUACUCCAGGAGACCAGGACUCGAGCUGUUUGUUGUUGAGAUCGACAAUCAUGACAACGUAAUUUCAAGCACCCAUCACUACAUGGAUGUCAUAGCUGUGUUUUCUAAAGGUUGAAAGCAACGUAAGCAUCCUGACAAGAACUGUUGGCAGUCCAUGAUGUUAUCUGUGCAGACUUGAUUUGAUGGACACUCAAAGAAGCCGGUCUACACCGCAACAACACGUGAGGAAGACAGCUGAUGACACCGGGUAAUCUUAGGAACUAUCUGAAGUGGUUCUUGUGUACAUUUAUGAUGGACUCCAAUGGCAAUGACAUCAUUACAUCACAUGGUAUACGCGAAGUCAAAGUGAUAUAUGUACCUAUAUUAACCUUUACCGGGAUUGGCUUGUAAACAAUAUGCACUUACAGUACACAAGCACACGUAUACGAACUCUGGAAGCCCUGAACAUUUUUCAACGAGAGCUUUGUAGAAAUGACACAUGUUUGUGUUGAUGUUCUGUGUGUUCUGAAGAUAGUGAUAGCGAUGGUUGAGCAAAUCAAACU
Branchiostoma floridae (Florida lancelet) is the source of this 1042-nucleotide messenger RNA. RefSeq lists its product as uncharacterized. The transcript is spliced from 4 exons. Lineage: Eukaryota; Metazoa; Chordata; Leptocardii; Amphioxiformes; Branchiostomatidae. The record is from RefSeq and is a predicted model, not a curated record. The coding region runs from base 1 to 615 and encodes 204 amino acids.